AUGUGCAAGGCCAAAGUGGCCGUCGCCGGGACUGAAGAGUCGGUUCAGGCAAGCGUACCUGUUCAAAUAGCCCCUUCUCCGAAGCCAACACCAAUGCUGGGUAAAAGGAAUUGGUUGCGACGAGGCACUGGAGCCUCAAUCUUGUCCGUGAGCUUCACCUCCCUUGCCCUUUCUGGGGACGAGCUGCGGGUAUCAAGCAGUGGUGGGUGCGAGCUUCUCUGCAGCUACAACUGGAUCGAUCGGCCUCGGCCUACCAUCUAUGUUCCAGGAGGUGCGCCCACGUUUAAAGAGGUCUCGGUGCCGAUGACACUGGACAAAGACUCCGGGAUCCAGUACAUUGACCAGAAUGCUGCUCGAUUGCCCAGAUAUCCUUUCGAGGUCGUGUUCGAUGCUCUCCAGGUGAUGAACCCUCAUGCCACGUUCAACAAAAUCGACAUCCUUGUCAAUCGCAACAGUCUUCGGAGAUUGCUCGAGUUCUGUCGAGGGCGAGGCGUGGACUCGUUUCGCCUAAACCUCUUUGUUGUCGAUAGCACCCUAAUCAUUGAGAGAUGCACAAAAUCCGCUACACAGAUGAUACAUGGCUCUCAAGAUUCUGGGUACGGCAGGUCGUUUGAGCACGCAGUAACAGCCACCCACGCGGAUUUGCAAGGCAGUAUGGGUCAUCACUGCGUUUUAAACUAUAACCUUGGUGCACUCAAGUGUGCCGUUCGCUUCGAGGUCGAUGCAUGCGUAGUGCCGGCGGGUGUCGACCCUGAAACACAAGUCCAAGGCACAACUGACAGUUUUGGUCAUGAUGAUGUCAACAGUCUGGUCAGAGAUUUCCAAAUUGUAGGCCUGAAAAACAAACGAACCUCUGGUCAGAGUACUGGCUCGACACAGGUCAUCCGCCGUGGACCGGGGACCAGCCCGAAUCACAUGGCCGAGAUCAAGGCAAAUGCAAAACCCCCAGGACAGUCGAUGCCACAAAUGUGGUUUGGCCGUACACCCCAUCUCAUCCGAGGUCGUCAUGACAAGGCGACCUUUACCGAGGUCAGCGUUGACAAUAUCAGUCUAGACUUUGAGGUCUGGGAGAACCAGUCGCGGAAUCAGGAGGCCCUACAGAAAAUGGUUGGCCUGAUCUCUCGGCUUAGGGAAAUUGUACAGGCUACCCCGGAGAGGGCUUGUGUGGCGGUGUGUGAGAGAAGCUUGGGGCCAUCAGCUCUUGAGAUUUUCCAUUCAACUGGUAGAAGAAAGCCACUCCCGGACCACCUUGUCGAGAAGUUCUGGACGUCGGAGAAUUGA
Messenger RNA from Pestalotiopsis fici W106-1, 1281 nucleotides. RefSeq lists its product as uncharacterized. The coding region runs from base 1 to 1281 and encodes 426 amino acids. The transcript is spliced from 3 exons. NCBI's taxonomy places the organism in Eukaryota, Fungi, Ascomycota, Sordariomycetes, Amphisphaeriales, Sporocadaceae. The record is from RefSeq and is a predicted model, not a curated record.